AUGUCUUACCCAGACGAAGAGGAUCCGGAUCAGCCUCUGUGGCAGUCUGUGCUGCUCUUUUGCUGUAAGGGGAUGAUUGAAGGCAUCAUGGUCAUCCUCUUCUUCUGGCUUCUGGUGCAGGUCCUUUUCACCAAGCAGCUAGAAGGUACGGCUUUGAAGAAAAAAUUCAUAUCAUAUACAACACAUGUGCUCAUAGUUGACAUUGCCUGUAAAUGGGCCAAUUAUAAUGAUUUAUCUGCUGCACUCUGGCUGAUGAUGAUUGGCGUUGAAGAUGUGGGAUUUCAAACUUCAUGUUUCUGUGAACCUCUCCCAGCUGAAUCACAUUAAAAAAAACAUCUUUGAACAGAUUAAGUUUGUGGUUUUCCUGGCUGACACACUUAGAGGAGUAAUUCUUACAGCAGGAAACCAUUUCUCAGAUUCUGUGUGUAAAUGUUGCUUACAGGCAGAUUCGACAAUAUGUUGCCAAACUGAGAGAAUCUUUUCCUGUAGGCUUUAAAACUCCUCUUAUCAUUUCUCGGAUCUAAUUAAUCUUCUGUUUUUAUGUUCACAGUUCACCUCCAAAUCCUCCUCUUAGUUGGACUGAUUGUUUUCUGCCUGUGUAUGCUCCUGGGAUGUUUUCUUUGCUUGAGGAACAGUCAGAUUUGCAGUCUGAAACAGAAAGAUCCUGUGUCGUCAGCAUCGACUCCUGCUGGACCUCUGACCUUUGCUCAGACCCCGCCUCCCUCCGCUAUGACAACAGCAUCCAGGCAGCAGUAUGACGAGCUGGAUGGAGAUGUGCCUGAGUACCCCUCCACCUUCACAAGCCCUGCCUUUUCUCAGGUUGAAUUUCCCUCUCUGCAACUUCCUAACCAAGCUCAAGCUGUUUCUGAUCAGAGGGGGCAGCAAAAGUCUUAUUUUUCACUGCGGCGCCUCAGCACACCUUCACUGACGGCUCCUCUUUACAAACCCAUAGAUCACAGCCAUGCUUCCCUGCCGACGUUUCCCAAACUAGGGCUGUUGGCCAAAACCCGUAAGGCUCUCCAGAGACGCUGCACGGUGACUGGAAGUUUAUCUUGUGAUGAACACAGCAGCCUCACCAGCUCAGGAGCUGUGUCUCCAUCUAUGCCUGAACCGAUCCCACUGGCUCCUCUGAACUAUGGCUCCAACGCCGGCUGCCAACAGCCACGAUUAUCAAAACCCUGCCUUGAAUUCACCAUGGUCUUCUCUACAGAGCAGCAAACCCUAGCGGUCUCCAUCCUGAGCCUGACAGGGACCCCCCACAGACUGGAGGACUUAUCUGUACUGGGCAGCCUGCAGCCUCUGUACCCAUGUCCCAUGCAGGCCUCCAUCCAUAGGGGUCUCAGCCCCGAGAGCCUCAGCCUGCUGCUGCUGCUGAAGGUGAGCUCAGAGAAGGAGCUCCAAAGGUGUAUGCUCAGAAUAGCUGUAUACACACGGGAGCCCCCCAGCCUGAGGGGCAGCACACUGGGGGAAGUGGAGGUGGAAUGUAAAGGAAAAGACUGGAGAGCAGAGAAUCCGUUACACUUCACCAAAAAACUUAAUCCACACAAGUGGAGCCUGAGAAAGGUAAGAGUUUAUCAAAGUAGUUUUUGUUCAGCCACACAGAAAUCGAACUAGCAUCUGUUCUUGGUCCCUCAUUGAUUGAACCUAAACUUUAGGCACAAAUUAUGAGCUCCUAGAAGACGAAAAUUCAUGGGAAUCUGAAACAGAGUUCACCUUUUGAAGGGGUCAGAUUUUAAAACCCGUUUAAAAACCAACUUUUGUUCCUUGGCUUUUGAGCCAGCACUUGUUUUAUUGCUUUUUAUUAUAUUUUAAAACAUCUAUUUAUUGUUGUUUUAUGAUUUUAUGUUAUUAUGUACAGCACUUUGUGUCAGCUUUGGUUGUAUUUAGAGUGCUCUAUAAAUAAAGUUGAGUUGGGUUUUGUAUGGAGGUUGGUUGAGAGUGUUAGCUGAUGUAAGUAAAAGGACGGAUAAAUGCAGCUAAAAACAAACCUGAAAUCUCUUCUGUCUUGUAUUGUUUUAUUUAUAGAUUAUUUUCUGUUUCACACAGUCAUGCAACAUGCUUUCCCUAUGAUUAUUCAUGUUUUAUUUUUCAAUGUUUACAAAAGAUUUAAGCUCUGUCUCAAACUGAUGAGGGUUUCACUCACUGCUCUUUGAACUCUUGCCCUGACUCCAGAGUCAGAUCUCCCAGGAUGCACUGGUGUGUAAGGGGCUUAGCUGUCCUCCACAGAUCUUCAUCGUGCUUCAGUAUCAGACUCUAGCCCAUCGCAUUAAAGCCACAGUCCUCCGAGCCGACAACCUGGGCGACCUCACGCACACAUCUGCAGAAACAGGUAAAACUCGUGUUAAUCGUGAUUUAAGUUCACCAGGAGGAGAUCCCACCAAGGCACCGUGCACAGAGGUAUUAUGUAAGCAUGUGUGGGACAUUUGUCCCACAAGGGCAGAGGUAAAAUAAUUCCCUAUGUUUGCUUUUAAUGUUUAGGGGAUUAAACAAUGUCUUACAGGACCCGAAUGCAGCAAGAGAUCAUCCCUUUUGUAAUGACAUUGUGCUUUAAUCCUCCUCCACUCACAAUCCUCAGGAAAAUGUUCUAAUCUCCUCUGAAUCUCUGAUCUGACAAAUCAAAUCUUUGUUUGCAUUGGUCUGUCUGUCUGUCUGUCUGUCUGUCUGUCUGUCUGUCUGUCUGUCUGUCUGUCUGUCUGGGGGCUGUUUUAUAUAUCAGAAAAAAACACAUUCGCAUACAGUGCCAUAUCCUUUUACGAUAUCUAUUUCAUUCACAAUAUGCCACAUACAUCCGUUUAGAUGACCUCACUUUUUUUCUGAGUAUAUUAUACUUUGUUAUCAAUGUUUGAGCAACUGGAGAUCAUAAGUACUAGUUUUACAAGCUGCAAGUUUAUAUUUACCAGAGAAAAGGAGGUAUUAGCAUACGUUUUUGGUUAUUUUGACUUUUAUUUCAUUGUUUGUAUCAGGACAGUGUUCAGUAUUAUGAUCCCAUAAUUUAGAUCUUAAUCAUUAAAAACUGAACUCUAGUGGGUUAGAAAAUGUAAACUUGUUUUCAGCUGUGAGGUUGGCAGCUACUUCUAUGUUGAUGAGAAAGAUUAAACCCUCAAGAACUAAGAAAGUGUAAUUUGGCUGAUCUGAUACCAGUCCUAUGAUGAUACAGUAAAGAUGACAGUGAAAUCUGUAAAGACCAUCAUUCACAUCUUGUUUUUAAGUUUAUUAUUUAUGUUUAUUUUUGAACAUUUUUGUUUUCUUUCUAAAUAGAGUACCAGGUGGUGAUUAAUCUGCAUCAUGAAGGAGUUGUGAUCAGCAGCAGAAAAACUAAAGCGACCUCCUGUACUGUGUGGAACGCUUUUUUCCUCUUUGACUUGCCUUCAGGAGAUAUCCGUCAGCUGCCGCUCAUGUUGGAGUUUGUAAUCAUGCAGGUAAAUAUCGCCUUACAAGCUCAAAAGCACAUGACAAAACACUUAUUUAAUGUGUUUCUACACGAUGUGAAUUUCAUGAACCCACUCCUCUCUCUCAUGACAGAGUCAGGUCUUUUCAGAAGGUAAAGUCCUCGGUCGUGUGCGGAUCGGCCCAGAGGCCACAGAUGCAGGACAAGCUCACUGGAGGGACAUGUGCAGCCUGCAGGUGGAGCAGGCCCGCUGGCACACCGUACAGCCAGACGUCUGA
Molecule: messenger RNA, 3666 nt
Organism: Xyrichtys novacula (pearly razorfish)
Lineage: Eukaryota; Metazoa; Chordata; Actinopteri; Labriformes; Labridae
Source: the annotation of a GenBank genome assembly